Staurois parvus is the source of this 482-nucleotide messenger RNA. The record is from the annotation of a GenBank genome assembly. Lineage: Eukaryota; Metazoa; Chordata; Amphibia; Anura; Ranidae.
AUAGAAACCAAUCAGCUUCUAACCUCAGCUUGUUCAAUGAAGCUUUGGCAAUGAAACCUGGAAGCUGAUUGGUUUCUAUGCAGAAGGGAGUCUGAUUUUGGACUCUCCAGCUUUAGUAAAUAAACCCCUAAGGCUUUUAAUCUUUAACCUCCCUGGCGGUAUUCCCGAGUGUAGCUCGGGGUAAAAUGUCAGUACCAAAAGCGGUAACCCCGAGCUACACUCGGGCUUACCAUGCGGCGUUGCUCUGGGAGUCCCUGCAGCACUUACCUUGUCCUUCGCUCCCACGAUGUGUCCCCUGCAGCGUCCCCGGCCAUCUCCUCCGGCUGAUGUCGGCAUCUGGCUUCCAUGUUCCGGUCCCUGUGAUGUCAGACGUACGGGCGCCGAAACCGGCGGCAAAUUUGAAAUUUUUAAAAAAUGUAAUUUUUUUAAAAAAUGACUAUUACAUAGUAAAACAUUCCUGUAUCAAACCAUUUCACAUACAU